This is a messenger RNA of Chondrus crispus (carragheen), 810 nucleotides long. RefSeq names its product LSM12 homolog. The record is from RefSeq and is a predicted model, not a curated record. Bases 1 to 495 code for a protein of 164 amino acids. The transcript has 4 exons. NCBI's taxonomy places the organism in Eukaryota, Rhodophyta, Florideophyceae, Gigartinales, Gigartinaceae.
AUGGCCUUCGAGGUCGGGAAGCCGCUCUCCGUCCAGCUCGUCGACGGCACCGCGCUCAAAGGGUUUGUUCACGCCGAGGACGCAGCCGCCGGCCUCGUCUGUCUCGAACUCAUUCCGUCGGCUGACCUCACUCUGCUCCCCAUCUCCAACGUCAAAUCUGCCACCCCGAUUCCCGAUCUUGCCGACUCCCGCAAGUGGCCCGCCAAUCUUGACGUCGACCUUCCGCGCCUAAAAGCGGAACAGGAGCGCAUUUUCAGGAAGCGCCACAUCGAGUUUACCCAUAUCGGCGUUGGCGUCACGCCGGAAGGGCAAGCCGUGUUUGACGUACUCGCCAAGACGCUACCCUGCGAGUGGGAGGGCAACGUCAUUGUCGUUUUCGGAACAGUGCGACUCGGGCCGCCCUACGACAUCAAAUCCAUCAGAGUUAGAAUGGUUCUGGAACGAAGAACUCGCACACCUAGGCCUGCGGAAGAGACGAAUGGCGUCGCUUCCUGAACCACGGCUGGGCGACUACGGGACGUUUGAACUGCAAUUGGACGCCGAGCCAAGGUUUGCCACAUAAUCUCAUGCUAGCGCCUGUUUGUAAAGGCACAUAAUCCGAUAAAGCGCCCACUUGCAAGUACACAUGUUGGCAAAUCUUCGCUUACUGUCCACUACAAGUCCACUACAAGUCCACGCUGAAAAGAGGAGCGGUCGUAUACGAGGUUUUUUUUUUCUCUUUUCGACUACGAGAAUGCAUGCGCUGCUCCCUUGCCGUCUAUGUUUACUGUACAAAAUAUUAGGGGUUGUUGUUCUGCUAUCACGGGCAAA